CCUAUAAAACCCCGUCACCCGCUCGCAUCCUCCAUCCAUUCACAAGCACAUCACACAUAGCCAAAGACCAACCACAAGCUAAGCUACUAGCUCAGCCAGCAUAUCUCUCCGCUCUCUUGGCAAGCAGCUGCACGCAAUAAUGGCAGCAACCACACCGACGACCAAUAACGCCCCGCUCCUCCUCCUCCUCCUCCUCCUGGCAGUCCUCCCUAUAGCCGCACUCUCCUCCCGCGCUGGCCCGCCGGCCGCGCACAAAAGCCACGGCCACGGCCACGGCCACGACCACGGCCACGGCCACAGACCGUCGGCCAAGCACCCGCCGCCGCCGCCGCCUCCAUCAUCAUCGUCAACACCACCACCCCCACCACCCGCGGCGGCGCUGGUGCGCACCACCUGCAACUCCACGUCGUACUACGCCCUGUGCGUGUCCGCGCUGGCGGCGGACCCGUCGAGCGCGACGGCCGACGUGCGGGGCCUGUCGGCCAUCGCGGUCUCGGCCGCGGCCGCCAACGCCUCGGGCGGCGCGGCCACCGCCGCGGCGCUGGCGGCGAACGGCACGGCCCCCGCAGGGACCGCCACCUCCGCCGCCGACAGCGCCGUGCAGGCGCUCCUCCAGACCUGCGCCGCCAAGUACGCCAGCGCCCGCGACGCGCUGGCCGCCGCCGGGGACUCCAUCGCGCUCGACGACUACGACUCCGCGUCCGUGCACGUCAGCGCCGCCGCCGAGUACCCGCAGGUGUGCCGCACGCUGUUCCGCCGCCAGAGGCCCGGACAGUACCCGGCCGAGCUCGCCGCCAGGGAGGAGACGCUCGGCCAGCUCUGCUCCGUCUCGCUCGACAUCAUCGCGCUGCUCUCCAGCUGAGGGUUGAGACACACACACUACUGGCCUUCCCGCCCGAUGCAUCCUCGACGACGAUGAAGCCCCGCGCGCCUACGCCGACGAUGUCUCACCACCUUCUUGGCUUGAGAAAUUGCAUAUAUAUUUAAUGUAUAUUACAACGUGUAAGCGUAACAGCUAAUAACGAACGUUAUCCUACGUGUAAUGACACGUACGUAUGUGCUUUGUUCCCCUCUACCCACAAGUCACAACUGACUCAUGUUUUGACUUUUGAUACAUGAAUGUUUUAUUGUUUUAUAGA
Messenger RNA from Zea mays, 1139 nucleotides. RefSeq names its product pectinesterase inhibitor 28. The transcript has a single exon. Gene Ontology annotation, molecular function: enzyme inhibitor activity. The record is from RefSeq and is a predicted model, not a curated record. Bases 140 to 862 code for a protein of 240 amino acids. NCBI's taxonomy places the organism in Eukaryota, Viridiplantae, Streptophyta, Magnoliopsida, Poales, Poaceae.